This is a messenger RNA of Salvelinus namaycush (lake trout), 897 nucleotides long. Its product is annotated as BTB/POZ domain-containing protein KCTD21-like. The transcript has 2 exons. Lineage: Eukaryota; Metazoa; Chordata; Actinopteri; Salmoniformes; Salmonidae. The record is from RefSeq and is a predicted model, not a curated record. Gene Ontology annotation, molecular function: protein binding. Gene Ontology annotation, biological process: protein homooligomerization. Bases 1 to 897 code for a protein of 298 amino acids.
AUGCUGAACCUAAACUCCUUGGACAGCAACACUAACAGCAACAGUAACUCCUUGUCGGACCCUGUGUCUCUCAACGUUGGCGGUGAGAUCUACACCACGACUCUGGACACUCUGACUCGCUACCGAGACUCCAUGCUGGGCGCCAUGUUCACCGGACAGAUCUCUACGCUUAGGGACACACGUGGAAAUGUUUUCAUCGACCGCGACGGGAAGGUUUUCCGCUAUAUCCUGAACUUCCUACGUUCCAGCUCCCUGGACCUGCCGGACAGGUUCUCUGAGAUGAGGCUGCUGAGGAGGGAAGCAGAUUUCUUCCAGAUCCGCCCCCUACUGGAUGAGAUACAGCGGCACGUUGAGGCCGGACCGCUCAGCCUGAGAGAUGCACCCAGAAGAGCCUUGCUGCUGGUGGACGUGGACUGCCAGGUGCGCGUGCUACACUUCAACCUACGGCGUGCUCCCGAGAACUACGAACUCCGCACAUGCUCAGUGUGCAUCCUCACCGUCGAAAUCUUCUGUACCUGGCGUGCCUUUCUGGUUCUCCUCUGUGAGCGUUUCUCUUACCGCACAACCCAGGGUCUUACUUCCCCCCUCCCCAGUGACCAGCGCUACAACCGUCUCAAACUGGAGUGGGUUCCCCGGCCAGACGAACUUCCCCAGGACCAGUAUGAGAAACAGCGGUACAGAGGACUCGUCGUCUCGGACUCUUGGGCCACACAGACCCACUUUGGUGACCUCUGUGAUGCCAUCAUCCCAUGCCGCAGCCCCUGUGAGGUCAAAGACAUGCACAGGUUUUUGGAGGAGCUGCUGACGGUGUCUUUGGCAGAGGGUUUUAGGGUUGACUCCGUGACCCCUGACUCCAUGGACGUUUUGAGCUGCCAUACUCUGCAGCUUGUACGGUAG